AUGGGAUGUACCUUGAGCGCCGAGGAAAGAGCCGCCCUGGAGCGGAGUAAGGCCAUCGAGAAGAACCUGAAGGAGGACGGGAUCAGCGCCGCCAAAGACGUGAAACUCCUCCUGCUCGGGGCCGGUGAGUCGGGGAAAAGCACCAUCGUGAAGCAAAUGAAGAUCAUCCAUGAGGAUGGCUUCUCUGGAGAAGAUGUGAAGCAGUACAAGCCAGUGGUCUACAGCAACACUAUACAGUCACUGGCAGCGAUUGUACGUGCCAUGGAUACCUUGGGCAUCGAAUACGGUGACAAGGAGCGACGGGUAACUGCAAGGCAGGUUUGGGGGGCUGCUUGUCGGAUGGAGGACACAGAGCCCUUCUCUCCAGAGCUGCUGUCAGCUAUGAUGAGACUCUGGGCAGACUCUGGGAUCCAAGAAUGCUUCAACCGAUCCCGAGAAUAUCAACUUAACGACUCGGCCCAAUAUUACCUAGACAGCUUAGAUCGAAUCGGAGCUGCAGACUACCAGCCCACAGAGCAGGAUAUACUCCGAACCAGGGUCAAAACAACUGGCAUUGUAGAAACCCACUUCACAUUUAAAAACCUCCACUUCAGGCUCUUUGAUGUCGGGGGCCAGCGGUCAGAACGCAAGAAGUGGAUUCACUGCUUUGAGGACGUCACAGCGAUCAUUUUCUGUGUCGCGCUGAGUGGCUACGACCAGGUGCUCCAUGAAGAUGAAACCACGAACCGCAUGCACGAAUCACUGAAGCUUUUUGACAGCAUCUGCAACAACAAAUGGUUCACAGACAUAUCUAUCAUCCUCUUUCUAAACAAGAAGGACAUAUUUGAGGAGAAAAUUAAGAAAUCUCCACUGACUAUCUGCUUUCCUGAGUAUACAGGUCCCAACACCUAUGAGGAUGCGGCUGCCUACAUCCAAGCACAAUUCGAAAGCAAAAACCGCUCCCCCAACAAGGAGAUUUACUGUCACAUGACAUGUGCCACAGACACGAACAACAUCCAGGUGGUAUUUGAUGCUGUCACCGACAUCAUCAUUGCUAACAACCUGCGGGGCUGCGGCUUGUACUGA
Messenger RNA from Strigops habroptila (Kakapo), 1065 nucleotides. RefSeq names its product guanine nucleotide-binding protein G(o) subunit alpha. The transcript is spliced from 9 exons. Gene Ontology annotation, cellular component: heterotrimeric G-protein complex. Lineage: Eukaryota; Metazoa; Chordata; Aves; Psittaciformes; Psittacidae. Gene Ontology annotation, molecular function: GTP binding; G protein-coupled serotonin receptor binding; G-protein beta/gamma-subunit complex binding. The record is from RefSeq and is a predicted model, not a curated record. Gene Ontology annotation, biological process: G protein-coupled dopamine receptor signaling pathway; adenylate cyclase-modulating G protein-coupled receptor signaling pathway. The coding region runs from base 1 to 1065 and encodes 354 amino acids.